AUGUGCCUCGGGACGCGCAAUGGCCGCCGUGACCCGACGUGCGGCAGUUCAUUGUCAAUCGUCCUUAAUUUUCCCGUUUUAAAUCACCGCUCCACGCCCACGAAAAUGCGCGUUACCUCGGCGUGCAUACAGUCGACGCGGGUCUGUGACACAGUGUACUUCGACAAUUGUCCGUAUCAUCCGUGUAUUAUUCGUAACGCGGUCUCCUUGCGGAUGUUUCAAUCAUCGUCGAGAACCGCUGUGGAUGCUGACACGCGACCGUGCGUGUCGAAAAAGUGUGCUCGUUCUUUCCUCGUGGAUUAUCAGCCAAAAAAACCAAGCCAGUGAACAUGAAUUUUCGAUAUAUAUCUCCGUCAAGUGACUUUCGUAUCUCGUGAAAGUGGCUCCUCGAGAUCACGUUCUUGACGGCCGAUUUUUGCCCGCGAGAGCAAUCUGCACCGAAAGGAAGUGUCAAUUGACGAUUUAAUGCGUUAAGAGACUGAAAUUAUAGUAGCGUACACGGAUCGCGCAUGUUAAAAACUAUUUCCCAACUUGUCACCGAUAUUUUGUGGCAUAAAGAAGUGAGAAUCACUGGUCGAGGCAAGCAACAAGUGGUCUUUGAGUGUUGAGGGAUGGGAAAAGCUUAUAGUCAGCUUUGAAUCACGCUUCGUCGAUGUGCUAUCUUACCUGUGUUCAUUGCGGGAAAAAAGACGGUCGGAAGUUUUUCAAAGAGCAAGAAUAAUAAAGAGUUUAAAAGGUUGAAACAUCAGAUAUAGCAAUUAGCUAUUUCGACAGUGGAACGAUCCAUCGGCAAAUCAGCGAGCCAUAAACUACUUAACACGAAGAGCAGCGAGAAAUGUUACUUUCGUUUUUCUCGGGGAAAUCGUGUUUGACCGAGCAACGAUUGCAAGAAUUGCAGGAAAAGUGUUGCAAGGCUGCGAGCAAGCAACCCGAUGGAACGAUCGAGUUGGCAGGAAAAAAUUGAACGAAUUCAUUAAAGGCGACGAGAACAAGUCACGAGACGCAUAUAUUUACAACGAAAAAGAACGAUCAGAACGGGAAGGCAAGUAAAGAAAAACGAAGUUUGGAAUCUUAGAAUAUUUUUCGCUCUCGAUGGACAAAAAUUUAUUUUCUACAAAGAAUACGCCAAUGAGAAUUGAAUGGAGGAAAGUUAAAGUUCAUAUGAAAGAUUCUUCCCUCAAUCUAUGUAAUUUUUUUUGAUUUAAUAUUUUGAAGAUAAGUAUCGAUGUACCGAGUAAAAAGACUGAGUCAUUAGACAAUAAAAAUAAAAAUCUCAUUUUAAGAAAAAAGAAACAACUAUUCAUUGUAUUAUAGAAUAAACGUAGACAUUGACUAGAUCAUAUUUUUGUAAUUUAUAAAUGAGAAAAACUACAAAGAAGACUUUGUUUUUCUAUGUUUUUUUAUAUAACUUUUGUAUAAUAAUUCAUAGGAAUGAAUAGUAAAUUAUAUAUUUUAAACUGAGAUCGCAUUGUAAAGUAAUGUGUAAAUACUUACAUUACUUUUUCAUUAUUGCGAUAUUCAAUAGUUAAAAAUCAUCUUUAUUUAUAAAGAAACAAUAUUGUGAGUCAGGUUGUGUUGAGAAGAUGCAAAUUGCAAAAAUCAAACAAUCAAGAAGAUCUGCAUAAUAAAUUUAUCAAAUAUAAACGAUUAUCAAUUAAUUAUUAAAAAUUUUUUAAAAAUCGCACGAAGAAUUUUAUUGUAAUACAUUUUAUAUUAUAAAAUACUCGACCAAUCUUUAUGAUCUCGAAAGACAACAAAUUCAUAUACGAAACAUGGCUACGGAUGGAGAAGAAACGAUAUCAGGAUCUCCUUGGUACACGAAAUUCUUCGAAUACUGGAAGAACAGGAAUCGAGUAGGUCCCGGUAAGGUGGAACUUCCUGAUUGUGAUUUCUUUAACGUUGGACCGCGGCGAACUUUGAGAAUUCUUAAACCAACCUUGAAAAGUGGAUGGUAUUACGAAAACACCAACGAGAGGCCGGAAUCCAUCAUCGACAAUUUCUUCACCCGUUGGUCCAGAAGGCCUCAUUCAUCCGGAAACUGCAGAUGCUCGUUUCGACAAUCGAAACGUGUGAGUACAGCCGAGGAACAAAUCAUUUCCGAUGAAUUGAAUAGGAUUAGAACUAGCCUUUGCGAGGCAGAUAAAAACGAGCGUGCGAUAGAGGAGCUCGAGCAAAGAGUAUCGGUGAAUUUGCAGAAACUGCAGGUCACUGGUCCCGAGAACGAGCCAAUCAAAGUGGAGGAAAAAAGUGUUCUUGUGACGAACGUGAUCAACGAGGUUAACGAUACAAAGGACGAACAGACGGAGGAACAAACGAUCAAAAAUAAAAUUGUGAAGGAUCUGGAGAAAUAUAUCAACGUGUUGCUCGAGGAGAUAUUGGAUGAUACGGUGAAAUAUGUCGCAGGCGCAGGCGCAGGCGAUACGCUUAUCAAGGAUGUAAGAAGCUCUAAGAAAAGAAACGACUGUUUGACAUUGCGACGAUCGAACAAGGAUAAGGAAGACACGAAUGUGAUGAAUGAGGAAUCCUGUGGCAACGAGGAAUCGUUCAACGAUAUCAGUUUCUCGUUUCAUCCGGAGAGGAUCAAGAAGAACGAGAAGGAGGGAUCGGCGCAAAAGAGCGAGGUGUUGAACGGCGAUAACGAGGGAUACAUGAACCGUGGAUUCAUCGGAUCAACCAGCGAUCCUGAUUCAUUGGCCUUCUAUUUGAGACGAUCGAUCGGCACGGAAGUCACUCUCGAGCAAUUGGAUUGUAUCGAUUCGGGUAUAAACAGCGUAGAAACGAUCGAGUUCCAACCGGAUCAGGAGCCGAGCCUGGAGCAAUCCUUGUUGAAGAUCAUCGACGAGAAGCUCGGUAGAACGGCUUUGAGGAACAGUUGGGAGGACUUGAGUACAGAUGGCCAGGGGAACUAUGCUCAGGGCCAGCCGACAAAGAGAACGGACGAGAUGGUGAUUCCAAGAAGUGGCGAGCAGCUGAGCAACGAUCAAGGCACCGGGAGAUCGGAGGUCACCGCGAAGAAUGAUGCGGAAAGGAGCGAGCCUCAGGAUUCGAGCGUUCAAACCACCGGUGGAAUCGAUAUCUCGUCGGAUAAUCUCGAGAGUGGCGUGCCCGCGGUGGAUCUGAAGGAGCUGGGGGAAACUGUUAACGAGCCCAGUUUCGAGAAACUGCGGCUGGAAUUCAAGGACAGCAGCAACGAGUCGUCCUUCAGGACCAAAAAGGGUAACGCGAUCGCGAUGCUGCGAGAAAAGUUCACCGUGAAUCCGAUCGACGAGCCUGACCGAUGCUCUUUGGAAAAGUGUAGCUGGAACGAGAAAAUGGGCACGUUCGAGAUGAAGAAGGAAGCUGCGUCCAUCGAGCUCGAGGAUUACAGGAAGACGUGGCCGAACAUCGAGGAAAGUGCCACUUCGACUUGUUACGAGCAAAAUCCCCGAGAUCUGAUCACGUUUCGAAAGAAUCGGAAGCCGAUGAUCGUAUUCCUGCACGGAUUUGGAUCGUCGGCGGAUAUCUUCGAGCAUCAGCUUCAAUAUUUCUCCUCUUUGGGCUAUCCAUGCAUCGCGCCUGAUAUGUUGGGACACGGAAUGAGCUCGGCAUCUGAUCGAUCCAGGGAUUAUCAUUUUAACAAGCUGCUUAAGGAUUUGGAUACUAUAUUGUGUCAUUAUGCUUUCAAACCUGGCCAGAAAUGUGUCCUGGUUGCACACAAUUAUGGAUGCAGUUUUGCGGCUGCUUUGGCCUGUAAAUACGAAAGUAGUAUUCAUCAGUUAGUCCUGAUAUCAGGAGGUGGUCCAACUCCUUUAGCAGCGCCUAGUUCUGAAAGCGCUGGCCACUGUUGCCUCAGAGCUGUCCUGGCACCUUUUUUAAUGUGUGGCCUUCACAGAGAUAUAUUAUAUUCUGCAAGGGGUCGUCAGCACCCUUAUUGUGGCCCCGAACCAUCUGAACAAUGGCCUUCGCACAUGAAAUACGUUUUGGACGGUAUGGUUUGGCCGGAAGGAGAUUACGUGUUCCAUAGAAGGAUAUGCACGCCGACACUUCUCAUACAUGGCUUAAGGGAUAACAAAGUGUCGCUCGUGCAGGAAUGCCAAAUGGAAAGGACCAUGGUGAAAGUUUUCCUCGAAGCGAUUCCAACUGCUGGCCAUACACCUAUGACUGAUUGCCCAGAGCAAGUCAAUCAUAUGAUACAUUGUUUUAUAGAUUUGUGGAAAAAUAAGAAAUGGUAGCGAUAAAAUAAUUAAAUAAGUAUGUUUACAAAAAAGACAGUGGACCAGAUGUUACUAUAUAAGAUUAAGUUUAAAUCAAGUUCUUAGUACGGGUAUUUCACUCAUUACAUAUGAAGAAGAAAGAAGUUAUGGUGCCUUAUGCUUAAUCUGUUGCAACGAAUUUAACGCAUCGAAAUAAUAAAAGAUUAAAAUCUAUUGUACAUAAUCUAUAUUUCACAUUGGUGAAAAUUUGUUUGUAUAGAAUUCUAUUUUAUACAAUUGAAAUGAAGUAACCAAGUAUAAUUAUUUUUUUAUAAACAUUUGUCUAAUAUUGUAAAUGAAAAAAAUACCGAUAAGAUACUCGUAUCUGUAAAGUUGUAUAAGUCUGCAGAGUAACUGUGCCAAAACAUGUACACGAUUGUUAACCUGUUUUCUUUGAAUUUUCGGAUUUAAAGAUUUGUUUGUAAAUGAAAUUGUAAUAUACAAUGUAGAGGCUAUGUAGUAGCGUAUAAGUUAUACCAAAGAUGAUUUAUAUAGUCUUAUUUUAUGUAUUCUACCGGGAGUAUAACUUAUUCGUUUACAAUAAAAUUGUGUACAGAUAUUUGAUUCGUUCAUGAUUA
Molecule: messenger RNA, 4810 nt
Organism: Apis cerana (Asiatic honeybee)
Lineage: Eukaryota; Metazoa; Arthropoda; Insecta; Hymenoptera; Apidae
Biological process (GO): acylglycerol catabolic process
Cellular component (GO): membrane
Molecular function (GO): monoacylglycerol lipase activity
Source: RefSeq, a predicted model, not a curated record